AUGGCGGGGCUACAGCGGCUGCGCGCUUUUACCACAUGCGAUAUCGGCGACGCGCUGGUUAAGCUGAAAUAUCCGUUCGGCGGCUUCCUGGACGGCAUCAAGAUGUACUCGCCGGAUGCCGCGUCGGCCGCUGCUGCCACGAAGACAGUCUUUGGGCCCGCCGUGACUGUCAAGAUGAUCGAGAUGAGCGACCGGCAAGCCCCGAGCCCGCCGCGGCAUUUUGCCGACUGCAACGAGGCCGGCAAGAUCAUGUACAUCCAGCAGCCCAAGGGGCUGUACUCGGCGUGCUGGGGCGGGCUGAUGUCGACGCGGGCCAAGAGCAUGGGCGCCGCGGGCGUGAUGAUCGAUGGACGCAUGCGCGAUGUCAGAGAGCAUCGAGAGAUGGGGUUCCCGGUAAAUCGAGUCUCUACUUCAUCCUCCCCCCUCCCCCCACUACCCUUCUCUUCCCUUGUCGUUACACACGCAAGUCACCGUGGCUAUACCAGCUCACAAAGGCUCCUCAAGGUCUUCGCCCGCGCCACGUCCAUCCUGGGCUCCUACACCUUCACGCGAGCCUCCGAGAUCAACAUCCCGCUGCAGUUCCAGGGUGACCUGUGGAUCCACCCGGGCGACAUCCUGGCGGGAGACGCCGAUGGGGUCGUCGUCGUGCCGCCGUCGCUGGUGGACCAGGUCGUCGCCCUGUGCCAGGAGCGGGCGGACAUCGACGAGAAGACGUUCGCGGCAUUGCGGGCUGGCGAGGAGAUGGGUCCGACCAUCAAGCGUCUUCGGAAGGGGUGA
Molecule: messenger RNA, 777 nt
Organism: Fonsecaea multimorphosa CBS 102226
Lineage: Eukaryota; Fungi; Ascomycota; Eurotiomycetes; Chaetothyriales; Herpotrichiellaceae
Exons: 2
Coding region: 1-777 (258 amino acids)
Source: RefSeq, a predicted model, not a curated record